Molecule: messenger RNA, 1435 nt
Organism: Teleopsis dalmanni
Lineage: Eukaryota; Metazoa; Arthropoda; Insecta; Diptera; Diopsidae
Product: modifier of mdg4-like
Exons: 3
Coding region: 175-1047 (290 amino acids)
Source: RefSeq, a predicted model, not a curated record
UUUAAGAUAAUACAUAUUUGUAAAAAAAAUUCUAACAAAUAAUUUGUAUUUUUAGAUAAACUAAGAAAAAAAGUUAAGCAUGCUACGAUUGCAACUUCGUCUGCUGGUACCCAGAAAAGGAGACCCGGACGACCCCGUAAACAAAACAAAGAAGAAGUUUCGACAGUUCCGUUAAUGGAAAAAAUUCACGCUACUAUACGUGAAAAUAAACCAUCUCGACCAGUCUAUGCAUCCACGACUAAAGGUGGUAUGAAACUUAUAUAUGAUGGACAUCAUUUUCGGUACUCGUUCCGCAAAGGUCAAUAUUCUAUAUUUCAAUGUUGUUAUAAGGAAAAUAAAGAAGAAUGUAAAGUACGAGUUGUAUCAGACCAAAAGCGAGUUUAUCCUUUAGAUGGAGAACAUGUUCACUAUAUGCUUGCAACUGAUAAAAGUGUAACUUCAGUUAUGUUUGAACCUGAUCUGAAUAACGAUGGAGAAAAAGAAGCAAAACCUUCACAUUUAGAUUUAAUUCAAAGCAAAAGUGAUGAACAUGAGACGAAUGUAGCAAACACUUCUGUUAAAGUUCAUAAUUUAUCUAAUGUUCUUGAAAUAGAAAUACCAUUAAAUAAUGAGAAGGAAUCAAAAGAAUUUAUCAAAAUUAACAGUCAGGAAGAACAGUCACACUUUACGGAUGCGGAAAAUCCAGUUGAUUUUCGUGAAAAAUUAAAGAAACGUUUGCAAAAAGUACUUCUUGUUAUACCACAGUUUUCAGCAAACUGUAGACCACAAAAAUUCAUAAUCAGUCAAACAGGAACGACAUUGCUUGUCGUGAACGAUUUUUUAUACCGUUCUAAGUUAAGGCGAUUAGAGAGAGGACAUGAUACAGUUUAUUGGGAAUGUAUACAUAAUCGUUUAAGAAAAUGUCGAAGUCGGAUUAAAACAAUGGGAAAUGAUUUAUAUUUAAUAAAUGACUUACACAAUCACGCUAGCGAUAUUGACAGAAUUGAAGAGGCUGAAGAAGAUGGAUUAAUUGUGUUUAGAAGAUUGAGUUGGUUCUUAGAGAAGUAAUAAAUACUUCGCUUAUUCAUUUGGAAAAAAAACGUUACAUUAAAUUAUCUUGAUUAUUAAAAAUAAAAUUUAAUUUUUUUUGGACGGACGAGCAUAAAUUGUUAGUUUCACAAUUAAAUCAUCCUUGAAGAAGUACACAACAUAACAACUUUGUAUAUGUGAUAAGGCAAAUAGUUAUUGUGGUCUUGAUGAAGCCGAAACUUCUGUCGAAAAACACAAAGCCAGACCUUAUAAAUAAAAUUUAUAUUUCUGGAAGAAACUAUUAAUAAACUUUAACAAGAAGUGAUUUUCUUACCUGCUAACUUUUACAGCAUGCAUGCCAUGCAAGCAUGCAGAACAUGUUUAAUAUUUAAUCAAACAAUAAUAUUCUUACGUUGACAAAAAAUUA